CGGGAGCCCGCUGUCCCGGUGACAGGCGGCAACACUGCCAAGAUCUCGGGUUACAGGUGGUCACCAUGCAGCGCUCCCUGCACCGGGUCUCCCUCGGCAGCCGGCGCGCCCACCCCAACCUGUCCUUCUACCUCUCCACCUUUGGCCAGCUGAAGCUGUGUAUCGAUGCCCAGGAUCGGGUUCUGCUGCUCCACAUUAUAGAAGGCAAAGGCCUGAUGAGCAGAGAGCCUGGCGUCUGUGAUUCCUAUGUGAAGAUCUCUUUGAUCCCCGAUGACAAUGGAAUACCAUGUCAGAAGACGCAGAUCAUUCCAGACUGCAGAGACCCUACUUUUCAUGAGCACUUCUUUUUUCCCGUCCCAGAAGAGGCCACUCACAAGCGUCUUCUGGUUACCGUAUGGAACCAGGCCGGUGCAACCAGGCAACGUGCACUCAUCGGCUGCAUGAGCUUUGGGGUGAAGUCUCUCCUGACUCCAGACAAGGAGAUCAGUGGCUGGUACUACUUGCUGGGGGAGGACCUGGGCCGGACCAAGCACCUGAAGGUGGCCAGACGGCGACUGCGGCCAGCAAGAGAUGCACUGCUGCACGUGCCAGGAGGUGAAGACACUGAGAAUGGGGAGAAACUCCAGAUCACCAUCCCGAGGGGCAAAGAUGGCUUUGGCUUCACCAUCUGCUGUGAUUCUCCGGUCCGAGUACAAGCUGUGGAUUCUGGGGGUCCAGCCGAACGGGCAGGGCUGCAGCAGCUGGACACAGUGCUACAACUGAACGAGAGGCCCGUGGAGCACUGGAAAUGUGUGGAGCUGGCACACGAGAUCCGGAGCUGUCCCAGCGAAAUCAUCCUGCUUGUGUGGCGCAUGGUCCCCCAGGUCAAGCCGGGGCCAGACGGAGGGGUCCUCCGACGGGCCUCCUGCAAGUCAACACAUGACUUCCAGUCACCCCCCAAUAAGAGGGAGAAGAACUGUACCCACGGGGUUCCGGCACGGCCCGAGCAACGCCAUAGCUGCCACCUGGUGUGCGACAGCUCAGAUGGGCUGCUGCUGGGUGGCUGGGAGCGCUACACCGAGGUGGGCAAGCAUGGGGGCCAGCACACCCUGCCCGCGCUGUCUCGAGCCAGCGCCCCGGCUGACCCCAACUACAUCAUCCUGGCCCCGCUGAACCCUGGGAGCCAGCUGCUGCGCCCAGUGUACCAGGAGGACACCAUCCCUGAAGAGUCAGGGAGCCCCAGUAAAGGGAAGUCCUACACGGGCCUGGGGAAGAAGUCCCGGCUGAUGAAGACAGUGCAGACGAUGAAGGGCCACGGGAACUACCAAGACUGCUCAGUCCUCAGGCCGCAUGUCCCACACUCAAGCUAUGGAACCUACGUCACGCUGGCCCCCAAAGUCCUGGUGUUCCCUGUGUUUGUUCAGCCUCUAGAUCUCUGUAACCCUGCCCGGACCCUCCUGCUGUCUGAAGAGCUGCUGCUGUACGAAGGCAGGAACAAGGCUUCUCAGGUGACACUGUUUGCCUACUCGGACCUGCUGCUCUUCACCAAGGAGGACGAGCCAGGCCGCUGCAACGUCCUGAGGAACCCCCUCUACCUCCAGAGCGUGAAGCUGCAAGAAGGUUCUUCGGAAGACUUGAAGUUCUGCUUGCUGUAUCUGGCAGAGAAGGCAGAGUGCUUAUUCACUUUGGAGGCACACUCGCAGGAGCAGAAGAAGAGAGUGUGCUGGUGCCUGUCGGAGAACAUUGCCAAGCAGCAACAGCUGGCUGCCUCAUCCCCGGAGAGGAAGAAACUCCACCCUUACAGCUCUCUCCAGCAGGAGAUGGGGCCAGUCAACUCCACCAAUGCUACCCAGGAUAGAAGCUUUACCUCAUCAGGACAGACUCUGAUUGGCUGAGCAAACCCAAGGGCGGGACUCUGCUUCUGGCAACUUAACCAUUUCUGGGGCAUCCCCUACCACACAGUAACCUCACUGCAAAUGGACCCUAAAUGGAGGACCAAGAUGGUGGGCCACGGGUGGCCCGAAGGGAGUGGGUUGAGGGUGUGUGACUGACAGCAGGAGGAACAGUGGUGUGAGAGGCCUGUGGCAGCAGGCAGUCCCCCAUGGAGAAGACUCAGAAGCGCAUUCUCUCCCAGGAGAGGAGGCUGUGUGGCUUCGCCGGGGCUUCCUGCCCCGGGGGCAGCAGGAGAGGUUACUCGGAUAGAGAACAACGCCAUGGCCUGCCGCUGCCAGAAGACAUCUCAUUUCAUCUGGACACAUCCCCCCACCACCCCCUGCCCCAUGUAUGCUGUGGACAUUGGGGAUGUCACCUUUGCACCAGGCACUGUGCUAGGAGCUGGGGACAUUAUGGAAAACCAGAUGGACGUGGUUUCUACCCUCAUGAGGACUCCAGCAGAGAGAGAGCAGUAAAUAAAUCACCACCAGCAUGCAGGAGAACUCACCUCACACUGGGAAAGGCAUCGCAGAUGCCUUCAGUGAGCCCUGUCUAGACUGUUUCAUGUGGGGUGCGGUAUGGGAAGGACAUAGCCUGUACACCGAGGCCUGUGGGCAAGAAAGCAGCUAGCUAGCUAAGGACUCAGGAGAGAGCAGUCCAGAUAGACACAACAGUGCCCAAAGACGUCCUGAGCCGGGAAAGAGUGCCAUUUGCUGGAUUUGUGGAGAAAGGCCAGCAUGGGUCUACCAGGGACCUUGGGGAAUGACUGAUUUUAUUCUAGAUACAGUGGCAGUUUCGGAAGGCUUCUGAGGGAAGGAAGUCAUAGAGUCUCGGAUACAGGUCAUUUUGCCAAUGGGAGGGAUCUAAGGGUGUGUAAGACCAGCUAGGGGCUCCCUUAAGUCCUCCAGAUGAGGGGCGAUAAUGAUUAUCCUGAUGAUUAUCCUGGAGUAGUGGGUCGAUUUCCAGGCUGUGGGAUGAGAAGAGAUGAUUAUCCCUUCCCUUGAUCCCCAUCCUCUGCUGAGUCUUGCUCUGUCCGUGACAUGAGAGAGGCUUGGGGCCUUCUUCACAGAGCCCCCUCCCUUCUGGUUGAGUUCUGGGAGCCAGGACACUCAGCCUGGCCAAGGUGGGAAGGUUCUCCGCCCUCAGUUCUCUUCUGGGUUGCUGGCUCCGCACCGCUAUCCUGUGACCCGGUGCUGUGGAAUCUGCCUUUGCUUGCUGUGGCACCCACUGUGCCUCGAGGCCAUAGGAAGCUCUCUCAAAGGGACAGCAGUGAAGAGCCAGCCCGUUCACCGCCCUCCACCGGCCUAGAUCAGAACUGAGCAGCUCCCACACCCAUUUUCCAACUGCCAAGACCCAGAAGAAGACAAGCACAGGCCAGGCCUGGGAACACGGCUCAUGGACAAAAGGCCAGCUGUAGGACCAGGAAGGAAAAUGAGUCAGAAAGGAGAAGCAGAAGAGACGGUGCGGCCAGAAAAGCCCCCUGACCCUGGACAGUCUAUGUCAUUGUGUAAGUCCUCGGUGUCUUCAAAGAAAGCUCUUAGGAACCUUGUGUCUGCUCAGUUGCUGGGGUCACCAGAACCCUAAAAUGAUGGUCUAGAAGAGAGUACAUCUCCCAGUUAACAUGCAUCCCAGUGGAAGAAAGCUCAGAUGAGCCUUGAACGGAGAUGGAAGAGGUCUGCUGGUGACCAGGCCAGGGCCCCAGCCAGCAGGGAAAGAGCUGCUGCCUGGAUUGGGCAAGAGGCCCAAUGAUACCCAGCCUCUCUGCCUGCUGGGGCCUGGCCUGGAGGGCAAAUCAGAGCGACUGAGCGGCUGGGUCUGCAUAGACAGCCAGCUGUACUUUGAUUUCAUUUGAUUCCCUUGCACAAUGACAUUAAGGGCAGCGUGCAGCACAGGGAAAUCACUUGUCUGGGAAAGCAACAAGCCUUGUCUCUCCUCUGUCCUGCAGAUAGGCGCAGAUGACAGGAGCUCUGGCCACAGGGCAAUAGGGAAUGUGACUGUAGCACUUCAGCCCUGGGGAUGUCACCUCCUGGCUUGUCUUGACAAGCUGCUGGCUGGAUCAGACACUACCAUCAAGUUCCCAGGCCUGCUUCCUGGUGGGGAGGAAGUGGUCCUGCACUCCAGGUCGGGCCCUGGGCUGGCCUGCUCAGCCACUGUGGUGAGCCACAGCGCCAUUGCUGCUCUGCUUCGUGAAUCGAUGCAACAAUUAAUUUGGCUCCAUGGGCUCAAGAAGAUGAAAUACGACCUGGUGGCCACUGUUCUUCAGUAUCCCGGUCCACCCCAGCUGUUCAAGAUGAUGCACAAGCUAUCAAAAUUGCAUUGGAGAGUCAUAAUCACGGGAAACAUGGCCAGAGCCCCUCCCUGCCCCAUAAAUCACGCUAAGAAGCACACAAUGGCCUCUUUCCUGAUGGGCCAAUUGUCUUGGUGUGGUGUCUCGGGCCCAGGAGCUGGGAGGAUGGACACACAACCAUUUAUUGUUGAAAAGCCCGUCUGUGUGAUUUGAAUACAAAGCGACCUUUUUAGUUCUCUGCACACCCUCUGCUCCUUGUUCAUGUUUCUUACAUCUCAGUCUCGGGGCCUUUGAAACACAUCUUUCCUGUACAUUUUCAUGCCUGGGAUUUUUUUUUUUUUUUUUUGCCUUUCUGAGUUGGGGCACUAGAGACCUUUUUGCAAAUAAUGGCAUUUAUUUAUUUUGUAUUUUAUUUUCUCCUUCCCUCUAAAUUUUGCCAUCCCAUGACCCUAAGGCACCAAGAGGGUCUUACGAGGAAAUACAGGCAGUUUUGCUAAGUGGGGAGGGAAUUCCCAUAGUAAGAACCCCACGAUGAACUUGGGCUUUGAAGCCAGAUAGCAGUGGGGGUCCCCCCAGCCUUGAUUUCCUCCAAGUCAACUGGAAGGUUCUUUUCCUGGAUGAAAAGAGACCGAGGCUCAGAGAAGUGAAGUGAUUCCUCUCCAGCUCAGGUCUUCUAGCCUAAUUCAUUGCUCUUUCUAGAUACAAAGGUUGGCCUGAGGGAUGGAAGGGAAAGACGCUCACUGACUUACCUUCUCCAGGGAGAGACGGGAGUCAGGUACCAGCGUGACUCAAAUCAUGACCCUUCUAGCUGCCCAGGGGUUUGUGUUGGAUAAAUAAAAUGAGAUGGCUAUUUUCUUGGUGGACAAUUGGCUUCCCUGCGGGGUGACCCAAACAUAAUAGGUCAAUCUCUUCUCACGAUGCUGAUAAAAGCUUGAUGAGAAGACAGACUGGAAGUUGGAGGGUGGGGAGCGUACUGGAAUGGGUGGGGCUUGCCCCUCCCCCCUGAGCCCAGCGUUCAAGGGGAUCAGCAGACUCAGCCUUGGGGAUGCUGGGAAGUAUUGGAAUGUGGCCAGAAGGCCCCACUGUCUGGCCUUCACCCUGUGCCCAGCCAAGGGCAGAAGAGGGCCUGUGCCCGCUGAUUCUCUCUACCAGAAUUUGUGCCCAGAUUUUGCUAAUUGGCUAAUUUACCAUCUUGGCUCUUAGUGUCCAGGAAUCAGAUGGAUUGGAUUUCAGUGCCCCACCCUACCCUACCCAAGCAAGCUCUUCUCUCCAAAAGCUCAACCAUUUUCCCGGUGGCCUCCAGCUCUCCUGGAGCUUCUCUUGCUACUGGCUGGGCUGAGGACAGACUGCCUUUCUUGCCGUCUUCUUUUUGGGGCUCAGCCAUGUUGUUAUUCAUCCUUCAGUCACUUUUGAGGAGCACAGAACAAUCUUUCCCUCUGUCCUGUCUUGUCCUUCUAUUUCCGCAAACGUGUCUCUGAAGAAGGUUUCCCUCUGCCCUCUUACCAUCCCCAGAUUCUUGGUUUAAGGUAGAGUGAAAACACUAGGUAAUCUGAAGAGCUUUCCUACUGUGAGCCAGGCACGGCGCCCAGCUUUUGACGCACAUUGUCUUUUUUAAUCCUCGCUGUGCCCUGUUGGGCUUGUGAUCCUCUAACAGACUGACUCCUGUGAUGCCCGGCUUGUAGACGAAGAUCAUGCUUUGUCUUAGAGAAGUUAAGAGACUAGCCCAAGAUCAUACAGUGAGUCUGGCAGCCCAGUUGCGGAAUAUCUGCCUUCAUUUAUUCUACUCUACAGUUUCGUUUUCUUGUGACCGUUGACCAUCUCCAGUGAGGAGCCAGGAAGCUGGGCGGUCCCAUUCCUACUAAAGACCAUCACUGGAGGCCCGGUCCAGGUUUCUGCACGGCUUCCCUGAAGCCUGGCCAAGAGGGGCUAUUUCCCCAAAGUUUAUGUGUCCAUUCAGGGUUGUGUCCCCUCGCCACCCCCGCCUCGACCGCCUGGUGCUUCCUGCCCAUCUCUGCUAUCCCU
Molecule: messenger RNA, 6220 nt
Organism: Perognathus longimembris pacificus (Pacific pocket mouse)
Lineage: Eukaryota; Metazoa; Chordata; Mammalia; Rodentia; Heteromyidae
Gene: Rgs3
Product: regulator of G protein signaling 3
Exons: 18
Coding region: 66-1874 (602 amino acids)
Biological process (GO): signal transduction
Cellular component (GO): plasma membrane; nucleus
Molecular function (GO): protein binding
Source: RefSeq, a predicted model, not a curated record